GAUUAGAAGAAGCAUCUCAAAUCAACAUUUCAUUUCAAUCGCAGAACAAUUUAAUCCCUUUUUGUCUAUAUUUUGUCGCUCAUGUUUUAAAUUAUUUCCUUUUAAACAGAAAAGUUAUAUGAUUAAUUAAACACUUUCAACUUUAUCAUGGACGAAAAAUUGAAAAAUCGUGACGCAAACAAUAACUUGAUUCAAAACUUAAAGGAUGAUGAGGAGCAAGUUUCUAAAUGUGCCCACUCCAAAUUUUGCUUUUCGCGUGACAUGUCUGAGAAAGAAGAACAUCUCCUUCGACCUCUGAAUCUUGAGAAAAAUCACUAUCUUACCAGCCUUGACGGAAAGCAACUCAAAAAGUUUGUCACGUUUGAUCGUUCAGCCCCAAUGAUGAUAUCUUCUAAUGAAAUCGCUAACGACGAUUCAGAUAGCGACACUGCCCAUCAGAGACACAGCAAGGCUUUUGGGGUAUAUUUCGACACAUCCGACUCGGAAUCUAUUUCGCCCUCUGAGAGUGAAGUAUUCAACACGAAACUUACUGACACUGUGUCUAAUCAAUCAGAAAUCAUUUCAACAGCAGAAGAAAAACUUGGAAAAGUUUUAAAUCAGCUCCAAGGACUUUGGUUAAAUUUGCACGAAAAUGACAAUAGUGGGCUAUCAAGCGAGAAUGUGAAUCUGGAGAGAAAAAAUCUGCUUCAGACUGUGAGCCUAAUUUCUUUGAUUACUAACCAACUCUCGAUCCAGUACCGAAACUGUGUUAUUUCAACGCAUGACGAUCGGCUCGAGAAUCUGCAGAGUGCGAAUGAUAUUCUGGAAGAAGAACUGAAAAAUUCUAAAAACAAAGUCCGUUGUUUAGAAGCUGAGAUGAAAUACUUUUCCAAAGAAAAUGCAUUACUAAACAAGGAAGUGAAAGAAAUGGCUUAUAAAAUGGCAUCGAGUGGGCUGAGAGGAGAAAAAAACGCUGAGAAAACUUCAAUUGAUCGAACUUCGCCUGAAGCUGAAAUAUUCUACAAAAAUCCUAACCAACAAUUUGAUUCUUUCGAUUCCAAGUCGUCUGCGGUUGCGGAUGCCAAAAAUUCAUUCCCAAGCGGUAUCAUAGCAAACAAUAAUGCGAGCAAUACGACUGGAAGCCACAACGAAAUGCUAGUUUUAAGACGGGAGAAUGAAAUGAAUUCGCUGAUUAGAGAUUUUCAUGAAAAAUUUCACACCAAUAACCACAGCUUGCACGCACAAUUCCAAAUAUAUGAUGAGCAUUUAGAAAAUUGGAAGAAAAUGUUGAAUGCGACCAAUGAUGAGAAACAACAAAUGCUUCAAGAUCUGGUGAAGGUUGUCAAUGAACACAAAGCGGUUCUGAAGGAACGUGAUCAUUAUGAAUUUGUGCUCAAGCUGUUGAUUCAGGAGAAGGGAAAUGAGGAUUUGAAUAUGCAAGGUCUCCUACAACAUAUAAUGGCAAAGUUGCAAGAACCUUCGGAUGACGGUGGGACAUGGAUUCACACAUCGUUGUUGGAAGGAGCUGUUCAAGCACUUCAGCAACAAAAUUCCACCCAACGGGAAGAAAUCUAUCGGUUUAAGCAUUUGUUGUCCGAGUCAGAGAUGCGAAAUCAAGUUCAAGAAAAUGAGUUGGAUAACUGUAACAAGAAAAUUGCCCAGUUUUUGGAUGAACUUAAUUCAAAUGAAGCUAAGCUAAAAAUUAUGCGAGAAGAAACGCAAGAAAAAUGUGAUAAAGUUCAAGAACUUUGUAAUGAAUCUGUCUCCGCGAAGACGCUUGUGGAGAAAAAGUUGUCAGAAAAGGAGGACGAAUUGAAAGAGCUUCAGGAGCUUUUAAAAGGAAUGCGAAAAGCGAAUAAGCGACACUGCAAAAAGUUUAAAGACCUAAAAAACACAAAUAUUCUGCUUAUCAAAGACAUCAAAGAGUCCAAGGGAAAUAUGGACCAUCUCGCGGAUAUAAUUUCUCAGUUGCGUACUGGUCUUAAAGAUCAAAAAUCUCAAUGGAAUGAACGUCUUCGUAUUAGCAGCGAGGAAGCUUCUCAAAGUAAACAACAUUGUGAAUGGCUUAAGUGUCAACUAGAGCAAGUCAACCAACAACUUAAGGAUGCUCAUGACAGACUGAAAUUACACGAAAUGGACAAAGUUCAGUUGGCUCAACAGUUACUUUUAGCUGAAGAAGAAAGGCGAGUUGUAGAUCGAAAGCUGCAAGAGUUACGAACCGCCCUUCAAGGGGACUCGGGACUGAGGGAGGCAUUGAUUGAAAGAAAUGAAGCUCUGCAAAUGGAGAUAAAUCGACUGAGAUUUGCUAAAACUGAGACGUCGCCGCCUCCGAUGGAAAUGUUGCUAAAAACUGGAGAGCUCUUAAUGUCAACGGCACUUUUGCCACCAACGGAAAUGCAUCGCACAAAUCAUUCUGAUAAAUUUACGAUCAAGAAAAACUGCUACACGACAAAUAACCGUCGACUUAAUGACAUUCCUCGGACGGCUGUUUCUCUUCAUAAUGGUGGUGUCAAGCAAUGAAUCAAAAUUUGUAUUUCAUUAUUCAUGCUAUAUGUAUGUUGACCUAAACUGAUUUAAAUGAAUCGUUUUUUAGAAAAUUUGAGUAAUAAAAUGUUCGGCAAUGA
Molecule: messenger RNA, 2603 nt
Organism: Folsomia candida
Lineage: Eukaryota; Metazoa; Arthropoda; Collembola; Entomobryomorpha; Isotomidae
Product: myosin-J heavy chain
Exons: 12
Coding region: 148-2499 (783 amino acids)
Source: RefSeq, a predicted model, not a curated record